Molecule: messenger RNA, 5043 nt
Organism: Dimorphilus gyrociliatus
Lineage: Eukaryota; Metazoa; Annelida; Polychaeta; Dinophilidae
Source: the annotation of a GenBank genome assembly
CUAUAACAAAUGGCGCCUAAACAAGUGUCGACUUGUGAAAUUACUUGAAAAUUCCUUUAGUAGAUAGCCGAUCCGACCAAAAGAACUUGGAAUUUAAUUUAAAAUGUCACAACAACUUUGGCAGCAGCCUUUUGUAAACGUCUUUCGGCAUUUGAAGCAGACGGACUGGAAACGAGUAAAAAUACAAGGGGAUGUAGUAAAUUCAAUGGAUAAAGAUGCCAAGGGCUCAAUAUGGUCAAUUAAUGGGGCGAUUCCGGCUGCAAACUAUAUGUUUAUGCCCAAAUCGGGCUCUUUGAAUCUUAUUGGGAAAUAUUUUUACAUCACUUAUAAACCAGUAGCCGACAAAUACUUUGUAUUCCAUAUUGAUGUUACCACUCCCGAUUGUCUCGUUGUACGCAUAUCUUUAUCCAAUAUGUUUAAAGUUUCUAAGGCAACUUCAACUUGGAUUCAACUACCAGUUAUCAGUAGUUCUACAGUUAAUGGAAAACCCACAUUUAAAACUAGAUGGACUAUUCUAUGCCUAGAUUUAUCAAAUUUAUUAUCGAAUUACGUUCAUCGUACCUUCUCAUCAACAAAAUCUAUAAAGAUAUGCGCGAAUGUAGCAGUAAAAUCGAUCGGAACGUCUAAUACAUUGUACGAAGCUGACAAAUUACCAAGAGAUCUGGGCCUACAGCCUCCAACUGGUGUAAAGUGGCAUGAUAUUUUCGAUUUUAUAAAAUUUCCAGAUGAUAACAAUUUCUUGACGAGUUAUCCAUCGAAAGGUUCAUCGAAACUAGUUGAGGAAAUUUCAGAUUUUUCAUCAAUCUCAAAUAAAAGACCAAUCAUCAAGGAACUUCCAGAAGUAAACGUUAAUAUACUCUCCGAUGAUUUAGCAAAACACGUUCAUGUGUCAAAAUCAAACGGUAAAAAGUUUGCAGAUGUUGAGGAAAAUGUGGAAGAAAUUGGAAAUGGAUUAAAGCCGGAUCCUAUUCUUCGUUUAAAAAGUGUUGUUGGUCUUAAUCCCCUUUUACUAACAUGGAAUUUACGAUCAGACGAAAUCGUCUAUUCUGCCCAUGCCAUAAUAAUAGCCCUAAAUGUUGAUAGACGCGAACAAAGAUUUUUUGUUGGUCACACAGGAAAGGUGACUUGCUUGUCAAGCGCAAGAGGCCUCCUAGUCUCUGCAGAUUCCAAUGGUUUGGCAAGACUUUGGGAUUUGGAUAAAGGAAAGUGUUUAUCUGUAAUUCAAGCUCCGGGAUGCCGACUUUUGGAUAUAUCAAGCGAUGCAAAAAUUGUUUGCGGUAUUGGUCGUGACUCGUACGGUAAAACAUUGGCAAUGAUAUGGGAAACCUCGCAAGCAAAAUCUGGAAAAGUCCAAUGCUUAGUUAAAGCUCACACAGAUGUCGAUAUAACGGCAAUUAAAAUUGUAUCUCAUUUAUCAAAUAUCGUUCGCUUUGCUUCAUGUGGAAAACAAAAUUUAAGAAUUUGGCGAAUUAAAGAAUCUUCGCUCAGAUCCGCUCCAAUUGUAUUACCUGUCAGUGAUCUAGAUUUAACCGAUGUUGCUGUAAGUACAGAUAGAAGGCGGGUUUAUGCAUGCGCCUCUUCAGGUCAUGUUUUAGAAGUUGAUUUCGAAAGGAUGUCUGUUGUUCAAGCCAGGCGUUUAGUUGCAAGUGGAGGAAAUGGUCUGGAACUUAACUCCAUUUCCAUAUCGGAUUCGAUGUGCGCUACCGCCUCAAAUGAUGGAAUUUUAAGGCAAUGGCCUCAUGAUUUUGCAAAGGUUCUACUUGAAGCUGAUCUCGAGAAUGAGGCAGUCAAAACUCUCUUUUCUCCCGAUGGCUUAAGAGUUGCAGCAGCUACUAAAUCUAGUAGCCUCGGCGUAUUGGAUAUUGCAACAAGAUCAUUCACAACUCUUUGUAGAGGUCAUGCUUCGAAUAUCAAAGAUUUGAGUAAGGUUGGUCGCCAAAUUGUAUCAAUAGGUGAGGAUAGGACCAUUCGUAUAUGGGAUGAUAUUCAACAACUGUAUGAUUUCACUGCCCCUCAAGACGCUCCUCUAAAAGUUUCCGGAUCUGUCAGAGAACCGUACUUGGCAGUUGGAUUUAAAUCAGGCGCAGUGAGAAUUUUAGAUAUACCUCGAACUUGUAUCUUGCACGAAAGUCGAUCUUCCAAAAAACCCAUAAGUGGUAUAGCCUACGGUCUGUUACAUAUUUACGCCUCUGAUGUAGAUGGGACACUUACACUUUACGAAUGUAACGGAUUGAGAAUUGUAAGACAAUUACCUUUCGUCACAAAACAAACAGAUUCCAUUGAUUUAGCUCUAUCCUCGGAUUAUACAAAACUCGCUGUCCCCGCUAUUACCAAAGGAACUCUGAACAUCCUAGAAGCUAGUUCACUGGACGAACUCAUUCGAUGCGAUGUUGGGGGAGAUAUCAACUGUAUUAGUUUUCACCCUAAUCAACAAUAUGUGUUAGCUGGUUGUUGUUCGAAAAUCGUCAGAAUUUGCUCUCAAACUGGAAGGAUAUUAUCGAGCUUAGACGAAGCCCAUAGAAAAUCCGUCACUUCAGUUUCUUGUUGUCUAUCUCCACAUGUUCUAUCAGGUGGAGACGAUGAUGUACUGAAAGUUUGGGGCUAUGAAAAAGUUUGGAGAAGAAGAGAUGCUAAAUUCCAAGUUUUCAUUGGUCAUGGAUCUACAGUUAAUAAGCUCAUUUUGUCGGACGAUCAAUUGACAAUAGCGUCUUGUAGCUCGUCAGCUAUCCUUUUUUGGGAUUUUAACGCACCUCUUCCAACAAUAAGCGAUUUCUUAAGGCCUGAGGUAGAAGAAAUAGCUGUAAGAGAUGAACCACAAGAUGACGUAAACUCGGAUGAUAUAGACAAAUUGAGCGAAAUCGCUCGUGAUCCCGAAAAUUUAGCUGGACAGGAUAUUGAAUCAGAUCAAAAUGAAGAAUUAAUAGAAACAAUUAAACCCGAGUCAUUAGAAAACCGUUUGUCCUCGUCAUUAAUUCAGCCAGCCAUGAUUAUUGAACAACGUGAACCAUCUCCUCAACGUGAAUAUGCUCAACCGUCAACGAAACGGCAUUUUAGACAACGUCGAAAAGAUGGUUCCUUAGCACACAGGCGGUACUUGCCCUCAGAGGAAUCGGCUGGGAUAAAAAUGUCAUAUACUAUUGGUUUUGAUGGUGAAGGACGGAAUAACUUGGCCUGGUCGUCUGAAAGUGGACUCAUGGUCUAUUCAAGUGGUUGUGUAGUCAUAGUAGAUGAGCUAGGUGGUGAUAAACAAUUUUAUUUAUGUGGCCAUAUGGAACAAAUCUCAACUAUUGAAUUGUCUAAUGAUAGUUCUCAAAUUGCAUCAUCCUCAAGAGGUCAGAUAUUCAUAUGGAAUGUUGAUUCAAAGAAAAAGAGAACUGAGUUAAGAGACCUAGAGAGUGAAAUAGUAGCUAUGAAAUAUUCGAAUGAUGAUAGAUUCCUAGCUGCAAUAGGAGAUUAUACGGAUAGAAGAUUAAUUGUUUUCACAACAGAUCGUUAUGAAAUAUAUGCUAGCGCUACUUCUCAGCUAAUAAUGCACGAUGUUUCUUGGCCAAAAGCAUAUACUGGUCAACUAUUAACAACGGCUGAGAAUGGUCUGCUUCUGUUUUGGACAAUUGAUGACUCAGAUAAAACUCUAAAAGUUGAAGAAACUAGGGCACCAAGAGAACUUUUUGACAGCGAUUUAACUUGUGUUGUCGAUUCAGAGAGUAUAUAUUAUGUAGGUACUUCGAAAGGUUCAGUUAGCGCCUGGGACGUUAAAAGGGGAAAUUGUGUUCUCCAUUGGACUGCUAGUGAGAGAGACGAAAUAUUAUGUUUAGCUUGUUCAAAUUCACCAAAAAAAGUUGUUAGUGGUGGUAAAACGCUUCGUUUAUGGUCGACUGAAGAAGCUCUUUCGCCCAAGGGAGAUGCAAAUGUUACAUUACUAAGUGAAAUGACUCUAGAUGGAAUCAUAACAUCGAUGACAUGGAACGAAACUCUUGAGAUGGGUUUAGUGGGAACAAGUGGCAAUACAUUAUGGUACGUUAAUUGGCUUGAUCAGAAUAGCGUUCGUCUUGUUGGUGGUCAUCCUAAAUACGUAACAGACUUGAUCGUUAGAGAUGAUUGUGUAGCUACUUGUUGUCAAGACGGUUCAGUUCGGGUUUGGACAUCCAAAGAGUUAACUUUGCAAUUCGAUGUCAAAGCAAAAAAUGUGAGUGCAACUAAGAUGGCUUGGGAACGCAAUUUUCUGGUUGUCGGCUAUAGCGACGGCACAAUAAGGAUUUUUGAUCUUCAGCUUGUCAAAAUGCUAUCAAAGAUAGUUCCCCAUUCAAAAGACGUGACAGCUAUUGCCAUAAUGUCAAAUAUCGUCCUAUCAGGUUCAACUGAUGGCAUAAUUGCAGCUACUAGUUUAAGUACUGCUCUAACAGUAAGAGUUUUAAAAGCUCAUUCCGGUUCUCCUAUCACCGGUAUUCAAGUUCUAGGUACCCGUUGGCUAGCAACAUCAGAAGAUUCCAGGAUAAGUGUUUGGAAAGCUGAUUGGUGUCAAGACAGAUGCGAAUUAGAAGAUUGGAUUACCUUACCUCGAAUCUCUGUCAACAAAGAGAAGAAAGGAAAGACGUUAGCUUGUUUUUCUCAGGAUGAACCCGAUUGCGUAGUAAUUUUUGAUGAAAAGAUCUCGGCCAAUGAAUUAUCUAUAUACAAUUUAACUGCUCAACGAAUUGUGCGAACUUUACCAAUAGUACAUGAUCUUGUUUGUUUUGAUGUAGGUGGAUCUCUAAUUGGUCUGGGCUCUCGAGAUCGGCUUUUAACCCUUAUGGACUAUUUCGAAGGGUCUUUUCAAGACUUUAGUCCUUAUGAUGAUAGCAUAACUGUUAUCAAGUUUGACCCAUCAGGCAAGCGACUGGUAACAGCUUCUUUCUGUUCAAUUACUGUAUGGGAUGUAGUUCAUAGCUAGGUGUUUUAGAAUAUUAAGUGCAACUAAAAAACAAUUUCUCUUCACCUUUCUUUUUCUACUGAACGGAUGUAUAUUUUAAUUUAAAUAAAUAUAAAAUCUGUGUUUCUUUCUAA